Molecule: messenger RNA, 1194 nt
Organism: Eubalaena glacialis (North Atlantic right whale)
Lineage: Eukaryota; Metazoa; Chordata; Mammalia; Artiodactyla; Balaenidae
Gene: ZSCAN16
Product: zinc finger and SCAN domain containing 16
Exons: 4
Coding region: 90-1133 (347 amino acids)
Biological process (GO): regulation of transcription by RNA polymerase II
Molecular function (GO): DNA-binding transcription factor activity, RNA polymerase II-specific; RNA polymerase II cis-regulatory region sequence-specific DNA binding
Source: RefSeq, a predicted model, not a curated record
CGGGCCGCCCAAAAGACGCUAGCUGUCGCACCUGUACCUCUCCGCGCGAGUUCCAGAUAGAGGAUUAAUCUCCUGAAAAACAGCCCAGAAUGGCCACAUCCCUGGAACCUGAGGAACAAAAAGGACUUUUAAUAGUUAAGGCAGACCAUUAUGGGGGACAGGACUCCAUCUCACAAAAGUACAGUCCUCACAGAAGGGAACUCUUCAGGCAGCACUUCAGGAAGCUCUGCUAUCAGGAUGCACCUGGACCCCGUGAAGCUCUUACCCAGCUCUGGGAGCUUUGCCACCAGUGGCUGAGGCCAGAAUGCCACACAAAGGAGCAGAUUUUAGACCUGCUGGUGCUUGAACAGUUCCUGAGCAUUCUCCCUAGGGACCUGCAAGCAUGGGUGCAGGCACACCAUCCAGAGACUGGAGAGGAGGCGGUGACUGUGCUGGAGGAUCUGGAGAGAGAGCUUGAUGAACCUCGAAAGCAGGUCCCAGCCAAUUCAGAAAGACAGGACACACUUUUGGACAAGUUGGCCCCCUUGAGAAGGCCACAUGAGUCACUGACUAUCCAGCUCCAUCCCAAGAAGACCCAGCAGGAGCAGGAAUCUGGGGAGCCCCAAAGGAAUGGUGAUAAAACCAAGACUAAGAAUGAAGAGUUGUCCCAGAAGGAAGAUAUACCCAAAGACAUGGACUUCCUUGGGAAAAUAAACAACAGACUUACCAAAGCUAUUCCUCAGUAUCCUGUAUCCAAAGAUGCUAUUGAAAGUGAAGGCAGAUUCGAAUGGCAACAGAGGGAAAGAAGACGCUAUAAAUGUGAUGACUGUGGAAAAAGUUUCAGUCAUAGCUCAGACCUUAGUAAACACAGGAGAACUCACACUGGAGAGAAGCCCUAUAAAUGUGACGAAUGUGGAAAAGCCUUCAUUCAACACUCACAUCUCAUUGGACAUCAUAGAGUACACACUGGAGUGAAACCCUAUAAAUGUAAAGAAUGUGGGAAAGAUUUCAGUGGGCGCACAGGUCUCAUUCAGCAUCAGAGAAUCCACACAGGUGAAAAACCCUAUGAAUGUGAUGAGUGUGGGAGGCCCUUCCGUGUAAGUUCAGCCCUUAUUAGACAUCAAAGAAUUCAUACAGCAAAUAAGCUCUACUAAUAUGGUGUAAGUAACAAAAGUUAGACACUCAGGCCUAAUUAAUUAUCAGAGAAAUCUGCCU